UUUUCCACUGCACAUCUUUCGUUGACUGAUGGCAGCGGGGGCAGAGUCAGACAUCUGUAGAGGAAUAUCGAGAGCUGUGCACGAGAGUAACCCGCGCGCUGGGGAGCGCAGCGCCUAUGUGAAAGCGUGUGUGUCCCCUCUGUAUCAGGACAGCGGUUGCCAGUGGUUUUGUCCGAACGCAAGCUGGAGGUGUGGUAAACUGUCGUCUGCGGCGUGCGUCGGCUCCGUGUCGUUUUGUCUUGCCUUGCUGCUUAGAUUUGUUGACUGGGAUGUGGAGCCCAGCUCCAGCUGUAACAGUGCUCUCCAGGCUGACUCGGGAUCUUCUUUCCUCUUCGUGAACAGAGGUGUGGUGGAGUUCUCCUUCGCCUUGUGGCAUCUGAUCGCACCUAUUUUCACACUGGUGAGUGCCUUCUUCUGGGCCGGCCUUUACUUGAUCCGCUGCGGAGUGCUGGACCGAACCAUCGUCUUCCUGCUCACCCUGUGUCACUUGGGAGAAGCGGCGGCGCAGGCGUUCUUGCAUGGCUCGGACGAGCAGCUGCACUCUCUGACGGCUAGCGUGGUGGUGCUCGGCUGCUUGGCAAGCGGGGCACUCAUGGUGAUGCGACUGGGCCAGGGCAUCUCCGUCAUCGUCUUCAUCAGCAUCAUCAGAGCCGCCUCGCUUAUUUCUCUGCACAGAGUGCGCGCGAGCUGGAGACCCUACUUGGCGUACCUGGUGGGGGUCCUGGGCGUCCUGCUGGCGAGGUAUGCUGACAGGCUGCUUCCGAAUCAGGCAAGCCAACUGGAGGGCUGCACCUCCGUGACAGGGUCUAGAGAGGACCUUCUCGUGUUUAAAAGGCGCAGGAGAUCCAGCUCCGUCGUAUCUUCAGACAUGGCACAGCACGGCUUCGAGGCCAGCAGCAAGUCGCACAGGAGAACCUCCCUGCCAUGCAUCCGGAAAGACCAGUCCUCAGGCACCAGUGUUAUGGUGGACAUUGCAGUGAUGGGUGAAGCCCAUGGACUAAUCUCAGACCUCCUAGCUGACCCAUCACUGCCUCCCAACACCUGCAGCUCAUUGAGAGCUGUUAGUAAACUGCUCAAUACCCAACUCACAUUUCAGCCCCUGCACCACCGGGCACGCAUCAACCCUCUGCUGGUUUCCACCGAUGGAUACCCCUGCACUGACUUCGAGGAGGGUCUUGAGAAGAGUGAUAGACUGGCUAUCCCUAAGCACCGUUUGCGACGGAGUUUGCCUUCUGGGCCUCUUCGGCGCAUUUCCUCUUCCUGGACAACUACCACCUCUGCCACAGGGCUUCCCACCAUUGAGCCAAGCCUGGUCAGGCGAGACCACAAUUCCACCAUCAACAAACCCGUUCAUGACAAUCCCUCCUGCAGGUCCAUGUCUGCUUCCCACAUCACCUCAGCCCCCAACUACCUCUACAACAAAGUCAGGCAAGUAGGUUACCAUCCCUUCAGCAACUCACCAAUGGCCUCACCUUGCCACUCGCCUCCAGUCCAGGGAACCUCAGUGAACAGCCCCACCAGUAAGGUGCCCUCAAUGGACCUGCCCGAUUCUGGGGCCCUUCAGGGCAAUUACCUCUCACCAGGGUCGUCUCCCCGAGCCUUAACCUGCAACUCCCCCAGUUCCAGAACCUCACACUGGGCUCUCCCAUUACUCUGUAGCAGCUGUGGAAGGCCAUAUAGCAAAACGUGGCAUGGACAGGAUUCUCCAGACAAAGUUGACAAAACACAGCUAUCAGAUGAUCCAGUGCUGGUGUCUUCUGACUGCGACAGUACCUAUGAAACAAAUCACAGUGACAGCAGUGAUUUUGCACAGAAUGAGGAGGAUGGAGGGGCUCGAAGACAGCCCUACAACAUGCAGGAGCUUUGCAGGACAUUGCAAGCAGAUACCCUUCUCUUACAUCCCUUACUACCAUCAGAGAACAAACCUAUUCUAGCCCCUGAACCGCUGGUGAUGGAGGGCCUGGAGCCUCUAAUGAGUCAGAUCAACAAUUGGAACUUCCCAAUAUUCAGCCUGGUGGAGAAAACUGAGGGAAAGUGUGGACGCAUCCUAAGCCAGAUGUCUUACAGGCUAUUUGAAGACACUGGCCUCUUCAAACUCUUCAAGAUCCCAGUGAAGGAAUUCAUGAAUUACUUCCAUGCCUUGGAGAAUGGUUACAGGGACAUCCCAUAUCAUAACAGGAUCCAUGCAACAGAUGUCCUCCAUGCUGUCUGGUAUCUUACCACACAGCCUGUGCCAGGCUUACCUUUGCUGGCUCACGGCUCUAUAUCAGUCAGUGACUCAGACGCUGUCAGUGGGAUCAGUCACGGUAAUACAGAUUAUCUGUUCUCUAAAACCUACCCAAAAAUGGAGGAUGGCUAUGGCUGUCUUUCAGGGCUUAUUCCUGCCUUGGAGCUGAUGGCACUGUAUGUGGCAGCAGCCAUGCAUGACUACGACCAUCCUGGCAGAACCAACGCCUUUCUGGUGGCCACCAGUGCUCCACAGGCGGUGCUGUACAACGACCGCUCAGUUCUGGAGAAUCACCAUGCUGCCUCUGCCUGGAAUCUAUUCAUGUCCCAGCCUGAGUACAACUUUCUGGCCAACCUAGACCACGUGGAUUUCAAGCGCUUUCGCUUUUUGGUUAUCGAGGCCAUUCUAGCCACUGACCUGAAAAAGCACUUUGACUUUUUGGCUGAGUUCAACGCUAAGGUGGGGCAUGAAGGUUGCUCAGGUAUUGACUGGUCCCAUGAGAAUGACCGACUUCUGGUCUGCCAGAUGUGUAUCAAGCUAGCUGAUGUUAACGGGCCGCUGAAGCACAAAGAUCUUCACCUGCAGUGGACAGAGGGCAUUGUCAAUGAGUUUUAUGAGCAAGGUGAUGAGGAGGCCAGCCUGGAAUUACCCAUCAGCCCAUUCAUGGACCGCUCAGCCCCCCAGCUAGCCAAGUUGCAGGAGUCUUUCAUCACACACAUCGUAGGGCCGCUCUGCAGCUCCUAUGACACAGCUGCCCUCAUGCCUGGCCGGUGGGUGGAGCCUCAGCCCAGUGAUGCUGAAGAAGGAUCUGGUGUGGAGGAGACUGAUGAAGAAGAAGAAGAAGAAGAAGAAGAUUCAACCGAGGAAGAUGCCUCCACCAACUCAGAUCAGUCUCAGAAACUGAUGCCCAACAUGCGACAGAAAGUCUUCUGUCAGAUCACUCAGUACCUUUUGGAGAAUCAUGAAAUGUGGAAGAAGGUCAUUGCUGAGGAGGCCCAAAGCCAAACAAAGCCAAACAAAGCCUCUGACCCAAUCCUGGCCAUUCACGAAGAGGAGGAGGAGACAAUAAGCAAGGACAAGCCAACAGUGGACCAGGAGCAAAAAACAGAAGGAGGAGAGAUAUGGCCAUCAGAGGAGCAGCGAUAUGACGCAUCAAUAGAAGAUGAACAGACUGAAUAAAGUGAGGACACGAGAAAGCAACAGGAAACAGUUAAGAAAUAUCAGGAAACUGAAACUCAAGACACAAGCUGUAGAAAAUCAUGGAGAGAAAAAUACGGAGAUGGGAUGAGACUUCGGAGGAUCAGGAGAUAUGGAGUGAACGAGAGAGUUAUCUAGUCUAGGAUAUUGUCACAAAGCCUUUAUUUCCAAACAAGACUCCUGAUAAAUGGUUGCCAGCACAUCACUAAGACACAACACUGUAGAUUCUUUAGGUGAACAAGUUUCUAUACGAAACAAGGGUGGUAUCCGAGCGUCUUCGGGUAGGGCUUAUUUGCUAGAUCCAAUAAAAUGGGAUUUCUGAAAUUAACAUGAAAACUCCCCACUCUGGUGGUGGCCAAACCACCAAUUAGUUCCAAAACAACUUCCAUGACCAGGGUCUCAGUUAUGUGUACUUUUUAGUCUAUUCAUUUCAGCAAGUAUUUUUAAGGACCCUGGUAUUAGACUGAUGCAAGAAUGAAGUCCGUCAUGAUACACCUAGCCCCUUUUGAGCUCAUAGCAAUGUGAUGGGGAAGUACACAUUCCUUAACACUCAAAUACACCAUAAUCCAUAUGAAGGAAAGAAGGUUCAGGAAAUAGCAUGCACCACAUGUGUAACACUACUUAUCUAAUCUUUUUUCUUUUUAAGUUAAAAACAUCUGUCCUUUUCUUUUGUUUGCCACUUGAUUUCCUGUGCAAGUUUCAUGCCUCCACAGGUUCACCACCUGCCUGUAGAGUUAGGCACCAUGACUUUGCAGGUACACUAGUGAAUGUUCAAGUGUUUGUCCUUGUUAAUAUAAAUUACCUGUUACUUUUUUCAAAAUCAUUUUUCAGGUUUUUUUUUUUUUUUUUGGGUUGCAAUAGCUUUCGUUUGUGACCUGACAUUCCUGUUUAUCAAGACAUAACAGCACUGUAAAUACUGUGUAACAUUUCUUCCUUUCGAAUACUUAUUCUGCCAGUGCACAUUUGGAAAAACAGAAUCUCCUGUUUUUAUAUGGUUAGUUAGAAAGACGUUACAUAGACACUACGUACUAAAGCUCCAGCUCUAUUCAAGUUCAUACCUGUGUGUUUUUGUAUAAUAUGAUUCUUUAAAGAUGAAGUAUGCAAUGCAGUUACUUUGCUUAUUAAAACCGAAGUAAAUCAAUUCCACACAAUCCCACAUCCUAUAGUUAGGACACAGCAUGUAUUCAGUCCUGGUAUUCGUGCCAUUUCAGCCUUCUGUGUCUUUGACCCACACGUUUGAAUUGCCAGUUAUCAGCCGAAUCUUAGAUCUGUUGGUCAUUUCAUGCAUCUUGAGUAGCAAGUAUAUAUCCAUAUAGAGAUUAUAUACAUAGAAAUGCAAGUGUAAAUGCACCCAAAGACUCAAACCUGAUUGUUUUUCUAAUUUUGCCUCAAUGCUCGUAUGAUUCCUUUUUUGUUACAUGUUUAAUACAGAAAGCAAACAGCUUUCACCCAGUUCCAAAAAUAAAAAAACAAAUAUGACGUGCCCUGCUUGGAGGCUAAAGAGAAAGCAUUGGAUAAAGUCAUGCACUCUCGCUAAACAAGGAAGGCCACUCAUACUCCAGCCAUCCGAUAGCUGCUAUGUCCUAGAGGCACCGUAGUCAUGCACAUAGGCAUGUGAACUGCUAAGCAGCUAACCCCUGUAACUCAAAGGAGAACCCCACAUAGGCAUGAGACAUGGUGUAUCGACACAUGCAAGAGAGCAGUUCACUACAAACAGCUACAGCACCGAUGUGUGCUGCCUGGGCUGCCUUAGACACAGGGACAAAGGGAGAAGCCGAUUGAUUGUGACUGCAGUUCAGGGAUAGAUAAUGCAGUCUGAUGUUCUUUUAUAGACGUAAUCAGCUUGCGCCUGAUGCUACUGUGCCAUAAUUUAGAAGGGGUGCUAAUUAAAUUUGUAGAAUUGCAAAGUGGGAAUUGGGUGUUUGUCUUUGCACCUCAGUUUAGUUUAGAAAUCCCCACUUCAAUUUGCAGCAUAAUGUACGCUUUCUUAUCAACAGCCAGCACAUUAAGCAAUACUGACACAUACUGUAGACUGAUGGUAGUUUUAUGAUUGCCAUCAUAUUAUUAUGAAGUUGGGCAUAAUAUAUAUUUUUUCACAGUGCAGCUGUUUGUGCCAAAUAUUACUUCAAUAAACAACUGCGUUGUUGAAGCUUUUUACGGAUAAUAAGGUAUGUGUACGUCAGGUGUGCUUUCUCUGUGUGUGAGUGCAUGUUUGUAUGGAAUCAAGUUGAGUUCAUUUGGAAUCAAAUCAAUUUUUUUUAAUAGUGCCUAAAAAAGAAAAUACUCUGAGGCCUUACUGACUAACAAAAAAGCAUUUAGAUAAUACAAACAAAACUGAGGAGAUGACGCUUUUGGCACCAUGUUUUCUUUGUAUUUUUUCAUUACUUUUUGCUAUGUAUAUAUAUAUAUAUAAAACAGAAGAAGGAGAGAUAUGGCCAACAGAGGAACACUGACACGAGAGGAAAGUUGUUUCUGAGUAUACUCAUUAGCCAGGUCUAUUUACAUUGGGUCCACAUGAAAUUUCUUAUUAGGUUUCAUACGAAUGAAGGGGAUCCAACUUGACAAUGAAUAAAAGACUGAACAAUUUAUUUGUUUAAAAGCAGUUCCCGAGUAGCGCAGGGGUGAUGUGCUCAGCUAGGAUGUAGGAGAGGUCUUCAUGUGUCGUAGAGAAAAUGCCCAGACUGUAACCUUCAUUUGAUUUGGGAUAAAUUAAUUUCAUUUUUUAGAGGUUUCUUUUUGUUGUUGUUGUUUUAAUUGUUGGUUUAUUGUUUUAAAGUGUGCAUAGACUGAGCUGAAUGUCUACUUUAAGGUAAAUAUGCAGCUUAUUCACAAGUAAAGUUCAAGUAUGGUACAGUCAUUAAUAAGCAUCUGGCUAGUGUCUAAAUAGUAUUUUCGAAAUAUUCUUCAGAGUAGACACAAAAACACGUAAUAAUUUUAGUAAGAAGAAUAGUUUUCAUCCCAAGUAAAAAAUGAAAACAGUAGGUAUACCAUGAUAUAUGUGCUAAAGUACUAAAGUAUAAUAAAUUUUCAGUAAGGGAUUCUGACUUACUGAAUAGACACAACGCAGGACCAUGUUGGACAUGCUAUUUAAAAUGUAGUUAGCCAAGCUACAAGUAUGUGUAAGUAUACAUAAAAAGUAUGUAUCUCAGCCACACGUUAUAGUCAAGAGUAGCCUUUAAUGUUGCUGAAGAAAACACUGCACCCCAACCAUAAAAAAUACUGUAUAUUGUGUAUGUUCAGGAAAUGGAAUGGUUUGGCAUUUAAAAACAAUACAAAACAAUUAAUAAAACAUUUCUAAACUACUUGCAAUUCACUCUAACAAAAAAACAUUAUGCUAACAAAGCGAUGCUACCACUUUGGUACUGGAAUACUAAUAGCUUGACACCACUGCCCAACACUGACCCCACCUGUGAGUAAAUAAGAUGUUUAUAUUAUUUCCUAGAAUCCAACUUGUUAAGUGUGGUUACAGAUUCAAUCUUUACUGAAAAGAAAGAAAGGACAACUAUUUGCCCUGUUUAAAAACUGACUCGGUGUUGAUCAGCUGCUAAUGGUAAAAGGCAGUGACGACUGUGUAAGAUUUUUUUGUGUGGUGGCUCAAUGAUGCGAAUCAUAUAUAAUAUCCCUUCUACUGUGGUUGUGAUUGCUCUGUCCUCACUCUUGUCAAUGACUAAACUGAAGCGUCAUAUUAAAAUGUUAAACAAUAAACUAUGACAGAGUGGCAUUGCAAACAUUGUAGAAAAUACUGCAGAAAAAAGUGUAUCAAUUCCUCAGUCAUGUUUGCAAUAUCUAAAUAUUUUUGCAGUAGAGUGAGGCCUCAUCUUUGUGAUACACUCUAUGACCAAAUGUUUGUUGACACCUGACCAUCACACCCAUUUGAGGGCUUUCCCCAAAUUGGAAACAUUCAAUUGUAUAGAAUAAAAUUUCCCUUUAUGAAGACAUGGUGUGUGAAGGUUGGAGUGGAAGAACUCGAGUGUCCUGCACAGAGCCCUGACCUCAACCCCACUGAACACCUUUGGGAUGAACUGGAACACCGACUGAACCCCAGACCUCCUCGACAUCCCAACAUCAGCGCCUGACCUCACUAAUGCUCUUGUAGCUGAAUGAACACAAAUCCCCACAGCCACGCUCCAACAUCUAGUGGAAAGCUUCCCAGAAGAGUGGAGCUUAUUAUAACAGCAAAGGGGGAAUAAAUUUGCAGUGGGAUGUUCAACAAGCACAUCUUCUGUGUGAUGGUCGGGUAUCCACAAACUUUUGGCCGUAUAGUGUAUGUUCUUUUUUGUCACCAUUAAAGACCUCAGUUUGACUCCAUAUGUGUGUGCUAAAACAUUAUAAAUGGUAAGGCAUAGGACUAUCUCUGUAAGUGUGACCUUGUAUGAAGACGUUUUUUUUAUUCAGCAAAUGCAGACUGAAGCAUUCUUUAAAAUCAUACGCAGAAACAGAUGGUAUCUGCUGUAAUCAAGCUACUUUUCAAUCAAUAUUUGGGCAAUAUUCUCAUUCAUCUUCCUAUUUAUUUUAGGCAUCUCAAUCUUUAAGGCUAACUUCACCGUAUGUUACUAGGACUUUCUGGUUGCAAGUAAGCAAGGAAGUAUCACCUGGCAUAGUCAUUCCAAAGUACAUCACUACUACUAAUGUUACCUUGGUAAAAUAAAUAGGUUAAUAUUUAUGUAGUAAAAUUAAAAAAUCACAUGAAGUAUCGCAAGCCUUCACUAUCCUGUUAUAAAACUUCAGAGCAUUUUAAUUAUUUAAAUUGUAUAUUCACCAUCCAUUUAACUUUCCCUCCUGGUGAUAAGAUUUUAUGUACUUCCAUACAGUUCAGACUCCACAGUAUUGUGACCUUGUUUGGACUCUUCUAAUGUUUUAAAACAUCACAUACUCAUGAUAUAGCAGUGUCCCUGAGACCAUCAGACUGAGAUCAACGUCAUUACUUUAAUCUAUUUAGAACAAGGUCAUUCCUUUUAUCUACUUUAUCUACUGUCAAUUUGCAUUAUUUUUCUUUUUUUUUUUUUUUUUUGUCUUUAGUUUGUGACUUGAGAUUCCUGGUUGUCAAAAUACAGCAGCAUUGUAAAUAUUGUGUAACACUUCUUUCUUUUAAAUUUUUAUUCUGCACACUGAGGGGAAAAAAUGCCUGUUUUGUAUGGUUCGCUAAUUUUCAUAAAGUCAUCAAAGCUCUCACUAUUUUAUAUGGGAAAUUUUUCUUCGAAGGUAAUUUAUUAAACAUAUUUGCAUACUAGAUACUAAAGUUUCUAUAUUUCCAGCUCUAUUCAAACUCAUCUCUGUGUUUUGUUAUGAUUCUUUAAUGAUGAAGGGUGAAAUAUAGCUGUGCUCAUUCAUGUCCCAGCUAACGUCUAAACCAUUCCCCUGGAAUUCCAUAUGGUAUACUUAAGUAGACGAACAUGUAUUCAAUCAUGGCAUUGGUGCCAUUUUAGCCCUUUGUGUAUUUAACCUGCUGAAUUUAAAAAAACAAAAACAAAAAAAAAAAACGCAAACCUGAUCAGGAACUAUAAAGUUCCACAUACAGUAUCUUAAUUCAUAGAUCAUGCAUGUGAUUAGAUAGAGAAGGUAGGUAGAAAGGGACAGAAUUUUGUUGUCUGUUUAUGUUACCAGUAGAUUUAUUUCACUGUCCUGCAUGUGCCUUUUUGAUACUGUUUAUGGUUCAGUUCAGUCAGAAUAUUGCAGCUUCUUGCUUGUCCUUCUAUUUUAUUAUUAUCUGUAUUACACAAGUUCGGUGAGUGAAUGAAAAGUUUGGUUUCCUGUUAAUAAUUAUACAAUAUACACAGUGUUUAUAUUAUGGUGAAUCAGGGUAAAGAAAGCAUGGAUAUGCUGAAUUUAUCCAUCAAAGCCUUGGCUUUGUCCAGUCACAACAACCUGUUUUGGUAAGGAGGCAUGUUCAUAUGAAAUCAUACAGUUGUUGACUUGGGAAACAUUUUAUCUGAUGCCUGAUUUUCUUUCAUUGUCAUUCUUAUCCUCCUUGUUUGUGUCUUUUGUCAGUCUGUAACUGUUGUCAGCCUGUUAUCUAUAUGCACCUGGUGAUGGUGGUCAUUGUGCACUCUUCUUUCACCAAAAGAAAUACAUAAGAUUCACACUCUCGACAUGAUCAGUGAGAAACGUUUUUAUAUGUGAUGGGUACCUCACUGGCCAAAAAAAAUUCUUUUCUUCUCACUAGUAUGUUGCACUUAAGAUAUGUAGCAAUACCUAUACAAAAGGGAGCUGUACAAUUCACCAGUAUUUAUGAAGUAAAAUAUUCAGUUUAUUGAUGUCUAUUGUUCCAUUUUGUACAAAACACGAUAUUGUUAAUGGAGGGCAUGGAGAAAACAAUAACAAAUGUCUUUUGAAUAAACAUUAUUUAUUUUUAAUGUUUUAUAAUUUACUCACUAUCCUAUAGCUUCUCUAUGGCCAGAAAAUGCUGGAAGUGCCUCUUGGUAAAAUGUAUUAUACAAGAAAUAUAUACUGAUAUUACUAGAAUUUGUCACUAUCUGAACAUUGUUUAUGUUAUGUGAAUACAGUUUAAUACUGUAUUAAAUGUUGUGAUAUUCA
This is a messenger RNA of Pangasianodon hypophthalmus (striped catfish), 9958 nucleotides long. RefSeq names its product phosphodiesterase 3A, cGMP-inhibited (gene pde3a). Gene Ontology annotation, biological process: positive regulation of oocyte development; oocyte maturation. The record is from RefSeq and is a predicted model, not a curated record. Gene Ontology annotation, molecular function: 3',5'-cyclic-AMP phosphodiesterase activity. Bases 29 to 3406 code for a protein of 1125 amino acids. The transcript is spliced from 15 exons. Gene Ontology annotation, cellular component: cytosol. NCBI's taxonomy places the organism in Eukaryota, Metazoa, Chordata, Actinopteri, Siluriformes, Pangasiidae.